This is a messenger RNA of Solea solea (common sole), 5458 nucleotides long. RefSeq names its product centrosomal protein of 164 kDa-like. The transcript is spliced from 27 exons. Gene Ontology annotation, molecular function: protein binding. The record is from RefSeq and is a predicted model, not a curated record. Lineage: Eukaryota; Metazoa; Chordata; Actinopteri; Pleuronectiformes; Soleidae. Bases 169 to 4707 code for a protein of 1512 amino acids.
GUCAACAGGAAGCGGAGGAAGCGUCCUUGGAUAUGUUCGUGUCCGUGUUCAAAGUGUAAAUAGCGACAAACACGCACCUGAGAGAGAACAUUAAAACGUUUGCGAGAUAAAACAGUCCAUUUAAACAUGGAAUCUCCAGCUUCUUAGUCUUUUGAGCCCAAUGCAACCAUGAGUGCAGCAGCUCUUAUAGGAGACCAGCUGAUCCUUGAAGAGGACUAUGAUGAGAAUUAUGCACCCUCUGAACAAGAGAUCCAAGAGUAUGCAAGAGAGAUUGGCAUUGACCCUGACCGUGAACCGGAGCUCCUGUGGCUGGCCAGGGAGGGCAUUGUUGCCCCUUUGCCUCCUGAAUGGAAGCCUUGCCAGGAUGUGACGGGCGAAAUCUAUUAUUUUAAUUUCUCCUCGGGCCAGUCCACGUGGGAUCACCCCUGUGAUGAGCACUACCGCCGCUUGGUCGUCCAGGAGCGGGAGCACGUGCAGCUCACAGCCACUGCCGGGGGGGCAUGGGUGAAGAAGGACAAGAAGAAGAAGAAGAAGAAGACGGAAAAGAAGGAGAAUAAAGAGAAAAAGAGGAAACCGUCUGUCAAUGCUCCUGGAGGACUGACUUCAGUCUUUCCAUCCCCACUGGUCAGCCUGGCUCCUCUGCAAAGCCCUGGUCCACUCUCUGGAAAUGCCCCUGCUCUCCGUGGGUCCCUCAGCAGCUCUGGAGGACUCGAGCCCCUCAAAUCAACCUUAGGGGAUUUCAGAAAGAGCGGUGCAUCUAGUGUUUUAGGCAGCAGGCAGAAGCUUGGGUCCCUUACUCUGCCAGGUUUUGAUGAUGAUGAUGACGACGAUGACGUAAGCUCAGAAAAGGAGUCAGGUCCUCAGGAUCCCAGCAGGCUCCUGAAGAACCUGCUCCUGGACCAGAAUGCACUUGGAGGAGGUCUUCAGUAUGAGGACAGUGAAGCCAGUGGCAAAGCUGCACAGGAGGAAAGGACGGAGCCAGAGCUGCAGGACUUGGCUCUGUCCGGAGACCACAGCCCUGAACCACUGUCCCAACAGGAUUCUUUGAGGGGCCAUCACCUUCAUCUGUCCCCACGUCUCCUCAGACCUUACCCAGAACACUCUGCUGAACAUUCAAAGCGAGAUGUAGCCGAGGACUUCAGUGAAGUGGAGGAUGGAGGUGUUAAAGGCGAAGGUGGCAGUUUUGAAGAAGGGGUAGUAGAGGAGGGAGAUAAAGGUGAGGAAGGAGAGGAAGGAAAUAGGAGCGGCAGAAAGGAGGUAGAUGAGCCAGAAGAAGGGCAAGAAAGGAGUAAAGCAACUAUUGAGAGGGAGAACGACGAUGAGGAGGAGGAGGAGGUAUGGGUCGAAGAGGUAGAGAAAGAAUGCUGUGAAGGUGAGAACGAAGAGAAGGAAGAAUGGGACGAUAGAGUGACGGAAAACAAACCCAGUGAGAAGCAGGAAGAGGAUGACAGCCAUGACAAAGUAGAAAGAUGCUUUGAAAGACACAAAUACAAAGAGUGUGUCAAGGCUGUGGAACGUGUAGAGGAGGAGAAGGAGGGGAUGCAAGGAGGGCUAGAACAUGAGCAAGAUGGUAAUACAGACGUGGAAAAGUGCUUUAAAAGUGAUAAAGAUGACAAGACCAUAGAUGAGCUCAGUGGAAGUAUGCAUGAUGAAGAAAGUGAGGAAGAAAAGGGAGAGGUGAGUAGCAUAGGAGAGCAAGAGAAGGAAAUGGACAAAGAGGAGGAGGAGGAGGAUGAUGGAGAGAGCGAGGAAGUGUUGGAGAGAUGUUCUUUAAGCCAGAGGAAUCUGACAGAGAGUGAAAAAGAUGUUUCAGAGAGAUGUGUGCUGAGUGAAGGAGGUGAAGGAGGUGAAGGAGGUGAAGCCGAGGGCGAAGGGUCGGAAUCACAAAAGCUUCCAGCAGCUCUGGAGAGGGAGAAGGAAGUCAAUCAGGUUUUUAAGAUGGAAGCAGCUCAAGACCGACGAGCAAAGCUGGGCCAGAAGAUAAUGUUGAGGGACCUCAAACGAUGUGACGACAAGAGCAAAAUUCAGAGGAAGAAUAUGACAGAAAAAUGCCAAGCUGAAGAGGAGUCUGACACCAGUAAACACAUCCAGACUUCAGCCUCCUUUGAUGUUAAGGUGUCAGAACAUUUUCUGGACGUCAACAACCUGUCUGCUGCUGAGCCAGAGGAGUCUGAGGAGGAGGUGAAAACAAAGACUGGCAGCAGGUAUGUGCAUGCUGAAGAAAAAGGUCACCUCCCCAAAGUUGACAGGCACAGGUCCAGCCCUCCGCCCUCCUCUUGCCCCUCCUCUUGCCCCUCUCCCUCGGAGCAAAGUGUCGAGCUCCAGCCCAGAAGCUCUCUGGAGUUCCAGAGGCCUAAAACUGGCAGAGGGCGACGGGUCUGCAGUGUCAUCACUGAACCUGAAGCUGCUGAACUCGCCUCACAAAACCCAGACAAGCACAGCUGGAGAAUCCCCAAAGAAAAGGACAGUGUGAAAAAGGAAGCGAGGACGAAGACCGAGAGAGAGGAGAGGAGCCUGAGAGAAAAGGAGGACGAGAAGGAAAAGAGGGAGAAGGAGAUGACAACGCAUCUCCUCGAGGAGAAGCUGAAGAGAGCGGAGGAGGAGGAGCAGGAGGAGGAGAGGAAACUGAAAGAAGAAAGUGAGAAAAUACUGAGGGCUCUGAGGGAGCGUCUGCUCUGUAAGAGGAGAGAGGAGGAGGCGCGUGUCACUGAGGAGUCUGAGAGGACACUGGAAAAACUCAGAGAGUCUGUCCAGGAGGAGACGCAGAAGCAGAAGCACAAGCUCAGGCUGGAGAGUGUAGCCAUGCUGAAAGAGUUCUGUGUGACUCUCGAGGACGAGCGAUCAGCAGAGCGGGACAGACUGAUCGCUCAGAAGAAACAGGACAUUGAGCGUCUGAGGGCAGAGUUGGACGAGGAGCUGCAAGGAGAGAGGAGGAGACUGCUCCAGGAACAGGGAGAGGAAGUGAACUCUCUGAAACAGGAGGUCAAAAGCAGUGAAAGGAAGAGGGCGCUGACGGUGAGUCCACGCCCUGAACAGCACCUGGCAGACUACCAUCGAGAUCUGGCUGAUUUGCUGCAGGGAGUGCGGGAGGAGGUGCAGCGUGAUCAUGAGAGGAAGUUGGAGGAGCUGAGGAAAGAACAUCUGAGAGAGAUUAACAACAUCAGGGAGAAUUACCUGAAUAAGGAGUCUGAACUGCAGGCUCUGGCAGAUCAGCUGGAGCUGAGAGCUGAAGAGCUGAAGAGUCUGGAGGCGAUGCUGCAAAACAAGGUGGCCGAUCUGAACAAAAGGAAGAAGAUGUUUGGCGAGAAAGAGGAGGAGGCCGUACCUCGGCUGAUCCAGGAGAGAGACCAGCUGAGAGAAGAGCUGGAGAGGACGAGAACAGAGAAACAUCACGCACAAGAAUCUGCUCAGAGAGCCAGGGAGGAGAGGAGCAAGGCCAAGGAGGUGGAGGAGCGACUGAGAGAGGAGAGGAACAAAGCCAGAGACGAGAGCAGGAGAGCCAAGGACGAGCAGGAGAAACUACAGAGGGAGGUUCACCUGCUGCAGGAGAAACACCACUCUCUGAGCUGCAGACUCAGUGAGUUGGAACAUGAAGAAGGAAGUGUCUCCCUCACACGAGAACCUCAGUCAGACAAAGUGAGAGGAGACAAACCCGCGGCACCUGGGCCGUCCACUGACAAGAGAGGAGGCUUGGCUGAUCCCCCUGUCCCCUCUGGACCUGACAGCCAGAGCAUGGACGACUCUUCGUCUGGAGCCUCCAUCCACAAAACCAAAGUCUUCAAGGAGAGGAAGAGCAAUCAGCUGCUGGAGACUCAGACCAGCUCUUCUCAGGACCUCAACCAUGAAGGCAGCGUGACGGAGGAGAUCCUUCACUUCCUGCAGGAAGCCAGAAAUGUGUCUGAGCUGGAGCGGAUCGUUCAGAAAGGGAACACGCUCCUGCGGAGGACAGAGGAGCAUCUUCAGCAGCUGGACAUCUCCAUAGCUGAAGAGCCUCUGUCUGAGGAUCUGUCUCCGCUGAGGAAGGUGACCUUUGAUGUUCUGGACUCAGACCUCAGCAGCUCUGCAGACCCACACAUCAAAACAAAGGGUCAUUCUGCAGUUCCAGCCAAAGUCCAGCAGUUGGCAGAGUCCCUGCAGCAGAUCUCAGGCCAGCUCAACACGGUUCUGAGUGCACUGGGUUCAAUAUCUCAGAGGCAACAGAGUUCCACACCUCGCACGGCCUUCUCUCUGCACCAGCCUGACUCCGCCUCCUCUUCUAAGCCAGUCCUGCCACACAUGCCCACCGUGUGCCAUCACUCCAUCUCCGCCCCUCCCUUCAGGAAGCUCUCAGAACAUUCAGGGAAGUGGGUUCCUCAGGAAAGUCUCUACAGCGCCUCUGAGGACCUCGUGAACAGGCGAUGGAGCCAGAUGUUCCCCGGAGCCGCGAUGAACCCAGUCACCUCCAGCACCACAAUAUCCACCUCAGCCUAUUCAUCAUACACUCCUUAUAGUGAACACCGUCCAGGUCUGCAGCUGGUGACACAGUCAGUGGAGGUGGACGGUGAGAGGCUGCAGAGGGAGAUCGACAGCAAGAAGAGGUGGCUGCAGAGACGCAUGAAAGACACCAGCAUACCUCUGUUAACUCGCUGUCAUCCUCCGUCCUCUAAGAGUGGCCUGGUCCAGCUGGGCCUGGAUGAUAAUAAUCAGAUCAGAGUCUAUCACUACUGAGGAUACGGCACACAGCUGUGACAGCCACUGAGGACACAGGUCAGAGGUCAGCGCUGUGACAGUCCCUGAGGACACAGGUCAGAGGUCAGCGCUGUGACAGUCACUGAGGUCAGAGGUCAGCGCUGGGACAUCUGCACACAUGUGACUGCAUCAUGUCAGAGAGGGCUGAAGACUUUUAUUCUCCACAUUUUAUGCCACUGGUUUCCUAUUUCAGUGUCUUUGAUCUUGUUAUUUCACCUGUUUGUUUGUUUUUGUUUUUUUUUUAAGUGAAACUGACUUUUAUUUUGCCGUUACUUUCUCUCUCAUACGUCACAAUGACAUUUCUUUUAAAUUCAUUGCACGACUUGAUCCACCUGGCAAAUUAGGCAGUGAGGAGCGUCCAUUAUGGUAUGGACAGUUUGAUCAUGCUGUUAUUGGGCUCUUGUUUGUCAGUGAUGGUGUUUAACAGCGGAGCAGUAAAGCUUAAACCAUGGCAGCAGAGGCAUUUUUCCAUAGAACAAAGAUCAAUUAAGGAAGGUGGAAAAUCAGGUUGUAAUACUGGCAAAUAAUGUUUUAUUAUUUUAAAGUUUCAUUAAUAAAAAUGGAUUCAUUGCAUUAAGAUCAAUAAUAAUGACUCAGUAAUGUAAUAAUUGUGACGUUCUUGUUUACCAGCAGAAAAGGUUGUACAAAAUGUUCUUUGAGUUUAUAAAUAAUGUGCAUAUGUUGUAUUUUUUUAUUACAAAUCUUAUUAAAUCCUGUAUAUAUAUGUGUA